Messenger RNA from Salvelinus sp. IW2-2015, 2131 nucleotides. Lineage: Eukaryota; Metazoa; Chordata; Actinopteri; Salmoniformes; Salmonidae. The record is from RefSeq and is a predicted model, not a curated record.
ACUGUGAUGUUUGACUCCGUGGAGGACUGGAUCCAGGACAUGAAGAGAACUAAAGGAAACUGUAGAGUGGUCUCGGAGAACAGCAACUUUGAGCUCUCUCCAAAGUUGCCUCAGUUUUUUAUAGUCCCAUCAAACGUCUCGGACGAAGACUUGACUAAGUACCAGGGAAAGGGAUUACCGAUGUGGUGCUGGUCUCAUCAUAGCGGCUGUGCCUUGUUUAAAGCCGCCUCUAUACCCCUGGUACAAGAGGACAACGUCCCACAAACCUACAUGGAGAAAAUGUUGACGGCAGUGGCUCACAACCACCUGUACUCAGUGAAGACAGAAGACCUGUCCGACACACUUCCUGCCGUUCAGGACAUCCUGUUGUCUUACAACAAGUUCAAACAGUUCUUCCUCAUCGACAAUACAACAGAGUUCUGGAUGUCCGAUAUGAAAUGGUUCUCCUCGCUUGACAACUGUGGAUGGCUGGACAUCAUCAGACAGUGUCUCCAGAAGGCUGUGGAGGUAGUCGAGUGCCUGGAAAAGGAAAACACUAAUGUUCUCAUUAUGGGUAAGGACCAAAACGUCAACCUGUGCUGUGUGGUCUCCAGCCUGGUCCAGUUGAUGUUGGACCCCUACUACAGAACUCUUCUGGGCUUCCAGAGUCUGGUGCAGAAGGAGUGGGUGGCAGGAGGACAUGCGUUCCUGGAUCGCUCCAACCAUCUACACCUCAAGGACAAGGCGGAGAGUCAGUCUCCAGUGUUCCUGCUCCUCCUGGAAUGUGUGUGGCAACUACAGCAGCAGCACGGUCCGGCCUUCCAGUUCUCCGAGACCUACCUGACCGUGCUGUCUGACAGCGUCCAUGUUCCUGUCUUCACCACCUUCCUCUUUAACAAUGACAGCCACAGAGACAACAUACUCAGGGCCGAGUCGCCCCACACACAAAGGAGCCCAUUGAACUGCCCUACAGUGUGGGACUGGUCGGUGCAGUUUGACUGCAAGGCACAGGAUCUCUUCACUAACCCUUUGUAUAGCGAGAAGCCCAAGCAGGACACGUCUGUGAGGAAAUCAUACAGGCCCAAGCACCUGCGUCAGCUGUCCCUGCCAAGCUCAGCCUUCAAGACCCCCACUAAGAAGGGCUUCUUUAAAGACGAGGCGGACAACCUGAAGAAGAUCCUGGGUGUGAAGAGACUCAGCCGCUGGAUGCUGUCUCCUUCCUCAGAGUCCCCUCAGACCUCCUCUUCAGUCAGGGAGUUCUACGAGGCAUGGCAGACUAAACCCUUGGACUACCACAGUCUGCUGCUGCCCUGCCUGGACGGUCCCUCCAUACGAGUCUGGAUGCAGAGGUACCUGCGCUGGAUCCAUGACGUACAGAUCCUAGGAGGGGGUCCAGUGGCCAUGCUGAGUAAAGUCUCUGAGAUACUGGGGGAGGUUCAGGAGCUGCAGAGACAGCUAGACCGCCACGGCUGCACUUUAACCUCCAACCACAAGGGGGCGAGGCCAAGGUCCAAGACGGCGUCGGUGAUCGCAGCCAGGUCUUCGGUGAGGCUGUCGUCGUCGUUCCCUUUCGUGACGUCGAGGAACUGGUCGUUCAAACCGGCCAUACCGACCAGCCUGCUUCAGAGCCUCAUGGUGACGGGGAUGGCAGGAAACCUGGCCGAUAGAGAGGAUGAUGGUGGUGGCCCGGAGUCUCUGGUCUAGGACACACACAGUCUCUCUGUCUGUCACAAAUCCAAUGGGGGGGUGGGUUUGGUUGGGAGGCCUGUUACUGUACGUACACCGGGACCUAAAGUGUUGGACCUGUAUGUGUCGUGGUGCUCACUUCUCAAAGCCAUCGUUGACAUGACCAUCGUGUUCCUGCUUUAGACAGAGAAGYCCAAAGCUAUAGCCUAAUACCAUUUGUGCACUACUGUGGUGAGCAACAUUUUUAACCUGUUGCUCACAACAAAACUGUGACUGAAUAUCUCCCGUCUCUUGCUUAAAGGAAAUGGCAUCUUUUAAAGAAUUCCUAGCUGCCCAUAGUUGACUACUGUCCUGUUAAAGAACCAUAGAGCUGUACGGUCUAAAAUACAUAACUACUGUAAAGCACUGAAUAAUGAAUUACCACUUGUAUGCCUUUUUAAUUAAAUAAAAAAUGCUAGUCUCUCGA